AUGUCCCAUCCUGUCAUCAUCGUCACUGGCGCCUCUAGAGGUAUUGGCGCUGCGGUUGUUGAAACACUCUUGACAUCCAAGGAAGCCCCCAGAGUUGUGGGCGUCUCACGCACAGAAGCCGGUCUUAAGGCCAUCGAGGAAAAGUACCCCGGCAGAUUCGUCUACGUGACUGGCGACGUUGCUGAUGAAGCCACGAGCGAUGCUGUCGUCCGCAAAGCUAUCGACACAUUUGGCCAUAUUCACGGCAUUGUCUUCAAUGCUGGUGUUCUUGAGCCUGUGGCUCAGGUCGCCAAUGCUGAUAUUUCCAAGUGGCGCCAGCUUUACGAAAUCAACUUGUUUGCACCUCUUACCCUUGCAAGCAAAGCCAUCCCCUACCUGCGCACAACUUUUGGUCGCCUCAUCUUUGUAUCCUCGGGCGCUUCCAAGAGCAACUAUUCUGGCUGGGCAGCCUACGGAUCUUCCAAAGCUGCGCUCAACCACCUUGCUGCCUCGAUUGCAGCCGAGGAAAACUCCUUGUUCACUGUGGCUAUUGCGCCGGGCGUUGUAGAUACAAGAAUGCAAGACGAUAUUCGCAGCAAAUUUGCUAACGGCAUGUCUUCACAGCAACUCGAGCGCUUCACAAACCUCAAGAAAAAUGGCGAGCUAUUGCACCCGGGUGUUCCCGGUGAGAUUCUGGCUAAUCUUGCACUGCGCGGUCAAGGCGAUGACCUCAACGGCAAGUAUUUGCGCUAUAACGACGCAGCCCUUGAUGGGUACAAGAACUAG
This is a messenger RNA of Magnusiomyces paraingens, 765 nucleotides long. RefSeq lists its product as uncharacterized. The record is from RefSeq and is a predicted model, not a curated record. Gene Ontology annotation, molecular function: oxidoreductase activity, acting on NAD(P)H, oxygen as acceptor. Gene Ontology annotation, cellular component: intracellular anatomical structure. Lineage: Eukaryota; Fungi; Ascomycota; Dipodascomycetes; Dipodascales; Dipodascaceae. The coding region runs from base 1 to 765 and encodes 254 amino acids. The transcript is spliced from 2 exons.